AUGGACUUCGCACCCUACCAGUCCUCCCCACCCGAACGCGAGCGCGCCCUGUCGCCUCAACCGACCUCUCCCCGCGCAUCGGCGGAUUUCCGUCACCCAUUCUCUCCUCCUUCCGCCGCCCCCGGUGGUUUUCAAUACCAAUACCAACAAGACCAGUACAGCCAGCCGUCGCCGCCGCCGCUCCAGCACCCACAGCCGCAGCGUAGCUGGCAACCCAGCCUGCCAGGCGCGUACCCGGUGGCAGAUGCGCAUCGCGAGGGUGUGAGCGAGUUUGAUACAAGUCUGGGUUUAAGGCUUGACUACGAGGCCUGCGCAGCAUAUCUUGCGCUGCCGCCGCUGGGCGCCAUCCUGCUGCUGAUUGGGGAGCGGAAUAGUGACUAUGUGAGGUUUCACGCGUGGCAGGCAAGCCUCUUGUUCACGGCGAUACUAGUCAUUCACCUCAUCUUCUCCUUCUCGAGAUUUCUAAGCUGGCUCUUCUUCCUGGGCGACCUCUUCGCCAUGGUAUGGCUCGCCAUGCGAGCGUAUCAGGACGCCGACACGCUGGACAGGUUUGAGUUGCCCAUAAUUGGCCGCAUAGCGAGCAAUAUUCUGGACGACGAGUAG
Molecule: messenger RNA, 603 nt
Organism: Verticillium alfalfae VaMs.102
Lineage: Eukaryota; Fungi; Ascomycota; Sordariomycetes; Glomerellales; Plectosphaerellaceae
Exons: 2
Coding region: 1-603 (200 amino acids)
Source: RefSeq, a predicted model, not a curated record